This is a messenger RNA of Bathycoccus prasinos, 1059 nucleotides long. RefSeq lists its product with no specific name. NCBI's taxonomy places the organism in Eukaryota, Viridiplantae, Chlorophyta, Mamiellophyceae, Mamiellales, Bathycoccaceae. The record is from RefSeq and is a predicted model, not a curated record. The transcript has a single exon. Bases 1 to 1059 code for a protein of 352 amino acids. Gene Ontology annotation, biological process: regulation of cell septum assembly; cell morphogenesis.
AUGGUGUUCGUCCUCUCAUCAUCCGCGAUGAAAACAACGACGACUCAUAAGCCUCGUCGGGUUGUUUGUUUUUCGUCUCCCGGACGAUUUGAAGAAGCAAAAGAAGCGCCGAUUCCCCCGGCGAGAUCGAAGAACGCGCCUUUGUAUUACAACUGCACUUUGGAAAAAGGAACGCACGUGGAACACAGCGGCGACGUUAUUGUCGUCGGAAACGUCGAAAAAGAUGCCUCGAUAACGACGGAAAACGGGGACAUCGUCGUGUUUGGAUCGCUGAGAGGAGAAGCGAUCGUGAGGAGGAGGAAUAAGAGGAGGAGUGAUGAUUUAGAUGAUGAUUUAGAAGGAGGAAAGAUAUUCGCGUUGGACAUGCGACCGGAGGUUUUGGAAAUAGACGAAACGCAAAUGCCGCCUCCGGAACACUUACUGGAUACCGGAGUGAACGUGAAGGAUAAACGCGCGAUGACUGGGAUACCGAUGGUGGCGGAGAAGAGCGAGAGGACCGGGGAGAUUACGUUUUCGAAGUUUUACGGCGGCGCUUCGAACGACGACGACGACGACGCGGAGCGGUAUUACGAACGGAAGGAAAAGAAUAGUUUAUCCGCGGAGCAGCUGGAACGGUGCAAACGCGCCGCGAUGGUCACUGGGACGUAUAUUUUAGCUGUCGGCGUGUGUUUAUUCCUCUUCCCGAGACGUCUUUUCCACGCGGUCGUGCCGAUCGGCGAGACGUUGUCCUCGGCGGUUUGGCUUCGCGUCGUCGCUACCGCCGCCAUCGCCUUUGGUCUUUACUAUCGCGCGGUCGCCGAAAACGGCGAGACUGGCUUUUACAAAGCUACGGUCACUGGACGCUACUUCGUCGGUACUUCUUUACUCUUCUUAGCUUUGUUUUCGCAACACGCGAAUUUAGCGCUCUUCGCCGUCGGCCUCGUCAACUUCCUCGGCGCGUUCGCCAUGAAGAAGAGCCUGGAGUUUGGAAAACGAACGAAAACCACCACCACCACCACCACGCGUAACGACAAGAACAAGAACAAGAACAACAACAGCUGGGCAAACCCAUCCAUUUAG